UGCGUCAACCUGCCACAGCGGAAGUAAAAGCUUCAGAAGAAAUAGCGGCUAGAUAAACGAGUAUGUUCUGUAUUUUAGUAUUUCGCAUUGUAAAUAUUUCCUACUAACAAAAAUGAAUGUUUUUAUCUGCGUCGUGUUGGUUCUCGUAAGUGCCGCAGCUGCUAACAAAAGCGGGGACGAUGACUGGGUGCAUCUGCCAAAUAAAUGUGAAGUGUGCAAAUUUCUUAGUAUUGAAAUGAAGUCUGCAUUUGAAGAGACUGGCAAAACAAAAGAAGUGAUUGAAACCAACUAUCGCUUCCUGGAUGAUAAAGGUGCACCGCCAAUUAAAUAUGUCAAGUCUGAUAUUCGUUUUAUCGAGGUGAUGGAGAACGUUUGCUCAAGGAUUAUGCAGUACAAUCUACACAAAGAGAGAGAUGGAAGUAAUCGCUUUGCAAAGGGUAUGUCUGAGACAUUCUCUACCUUACAUAACCUGGUUAAUAAAGGUGUGAAGGUGGUCAUGGACAUUCCCUAUGAACUGUGGAACGAGACAAGUGCAGAAGUGGCAGAUCUCAAAAAACAGUGUGACGUGAUGGUAGAGCAGUAUGAAGAAGUCAUUGAAGACUGGUAUAAAGGCAGCCAAGAGGAAGAUCUCACCACUUACCUGUGUGAAAAACAUGUGCUGAAAGGACAAGACACCGACUGUCUUAAAGAGGAAUGGGCUGGGAGAAAGGGAGACACAGCAGCUAUCGCAGAGGACAAGAAGAAGAAGAAGGGCAAAAAGAAGAAGGGUAAAGACAGCGAGGACGGGCAGAAAAAGGAGAAGAAAGUGAAGAAGAAGAAGAAAAAGUCCAAGGUAACUGACACCGAGACCAGCAAGCGGAAGACUGAAGAAACUGGAUACACCUCAGAUGAGGAGGAGAUCCAAAAGAAAGUUCCUCUUAAUCAGGAUAAAACUGAACUCUGAUAGAUUUCUUUGCUUUUUUCCAUCUGUCUCCCUCAUAUCUAAAUUUACAACUGAUACCGAGAUGUACGUUGAGUCUAUUAAAAGAAGGUAAUAAUAAGCUCCUCGUUCUAGAUCCACUGAAUGUUACAUAAACUCCAUCCAGGAACAAGCUAAAAUUAAAUGCCAUUUCAAAUCCAAAAAUGGCAGCUAGACCAAUCAAACCAUCGCUUGUGUUUGUUCUCAUGCUGGUUUCAUGUCGGUAACAUUGUAAACAAGCUGAAAUCUUCCUUUCAAGAAAAUGUCUGCCUUUGAGGACUCUGGUGUUUUGAAUCAAUCAAGUUAGCAAGCUGUUGGAAUGGAUUCUGGAAAUCCUUCUUGUGGUUCUCAUUUCUAAUUCCUCUGACUCAUCUCACUUUUUUUUUCCCCCUUAAAAUUUAGUUUAGGUUGUAGGUUAUGAAUUUAGUUAUGCUGUCUUAUGACUACUGUUACUUUUAAUUGCUAUUAAUUUCAUAGUUAUACAUCCUUCGUAGAUUUCAGUAUUAAUAUAAUUAGGUGGUACAAAUCUUAAAAGAUAAAUAAAAAUAUCAGAUUUUUAUCUUUUUCUGUAUAGGAAAAUAUUUUUAUGUUAAAAUCGUAUGUGAUGCAACAAAUGCACAAGAAAUUGUGAUUUGUGAUUCAACAUACACUACCAGUCAAGAUUUUUAGUUGUUUUUUUUUUUAAUUUAUUAACCAAGCCUGCAUUUAUUUGAUUCAAAAUACAACAAAAACAGUAAUACCGUGAAAUAUUUUUACUAUUUAAAUUAACUGCUUUCUAUUGGAAUAUAUUUUAAAAUGUAAUUUAUUCCUGUGAUUAAAGCUAAAUAUUCAGCAUCAUUACUUGAGUCUUCAGUAUCACAUGAUCUUUCAGAAAUCAUUCUAAUAUGCUGAUUUUCUGUUCAAGAACAAUAUCAAUAUUUAUUGUUGAGUAUAUAUAUAUAUAUAUAUAUAUAUA
Messenger RNA from Labeo rohita (rohu), 1913 nucleotides. It is a transcript of the gene cnpy3, whose product is annotated as canopy FGF signaling regulator 3. Gene Ontology annotation, molecular function: signaling receptor binding. The record is from RefSeq and is a predicted model, not a curated record. Gene Ontology annotation, cellular component: endomembrane system. The transcript is spliced from 6 exons. Lineage: Eukaryota; Metazoa; Chordata; Actinopteri; Cypriniformes; Cyprinidae. The coding region runs from base 113 to 943 and encodes 276 amino acids.